CCUGUCGCUCGGCGCUGCCGGCCCGGCGGUGCCGCAGGACGGGCCGCGCGCGGUGCCGCAGGAAGGGCCGCACGGCUCCCGGGCCCGCUCUCCAUGCUGCGCUGGCUGAUCGGCGGCGGCCGGGAGCCGCAGGGCUUGGCGGAGAAAUCCUCUGUACAGACAAUUGGUGAAGAACAAAUACAGAAUCCUUACACGGAGCUCCUUGUGUUGAAAGGCCAUCAAGAUAUAGUACGAUUUCUAGUGCAAAUAGAUGAUUACAGGUUUGCAUCUGCAGGAGAUGAUGGAAUCAUAUUUCUGUGGAAUGCUCAGACUGGAGAAAAACUUCAUGAACUUCAUGGGCACACACACAAAAUUACAGCUAUAGCACCAUUUUCUUCAUCAGAUGUUACUGAAGAAAAAACAAAUUUGAUUAUAACAGCAUCAGCUGAUAGAACCGUUAUUGUUUGGGACUGCACUAGUGGCAGGCAGGUUCAGAAAGUGUCAUGUUUCCAUUCUACUGUAAAGUGUUUGACAGUUCUACAAAGACUGAAUGUAUGGUUGUCUGGAGGGAGUGAUCUAUGUGUUUGGAACCGAAAAUUAGAUCUCUUGUGUAAGACCAGUCAUCUUACUGAUGCAGGCAUCAGUGCUUUGGUUGAAUUGCCCAAAAAUUGUGUCGCCGCAGCAGUUGGCAAAGAGCUAAUAAUUUUUAGGCUGAGUUCUUCUAACAAUGGGUCUGAAGGUUGGAAUAUCCUUGAAGUAAAGCGCCUUGUUGACCAUCAGGAUAACAUUUCAUCAUUAGUCAGUGUUAAUGAUUUGACUUUUGUGACAGGUUCUCACAUAGGUGAGUUAAUAGUUUGGGAUGCACUUGACUGGACAAAGCAGGCAUCUGAGUGCAACUUCUGGGACUCCUCUGUCCAUCCAGAUGUACAACCAGAAAUUAAGUUAUCCCAAAGCCCACAUGAAACUUCAGUUCAACACUUAACAUCUGAUGAGGAGUGUGUGUUUGCUGCUGUUGGGAAAGGCAUAUACGUAUAUAAUCUUCAAAUGAAGCGUGUGAUUGCCUGCCAGAGAACUGCUCACGACUCCUCUGUGCUGCACAUUGAGAAGCUUCCAAACAGGCAGCUGAUCUCCUGUUCAGAAGAUGGCAGUGUGCGCAUUUGGGAACUCAGAGAAAAGCAGCAGCUGCCAGCUGAACCAGUUCCGACAGGGUUUUUCAACAUGUGGGGAUUUGGAAGGGCAAACAAGCAGGCAAACCAAGCUGCUAAGAAGAUGCAGGAAAAUACACCUGUGUAUUUCUUGGAGCUAGUUGGUGAUUUGAUUGGUCAUUCAUCAGCUGUGCAGAUGUUCCUGUACUUUGGUGAACUGGGAUUGGCUACAUGCUCUGCUGACCACCUCAUUAUUUUGUGGAAGGAUGGUGAACGAGAAUCUAGCCUCCGCAGUUUAACACUAUUUAAAAAAUUGGCACAAAAUGGUGAUUUGCAGCUCAGACUUUAAAUUGUUUGAAUACAGGCUGUAUAUAUGUAAACUGGAUGUGUUUUAAACAUGAGUGUAAAAAAUCUGGGAAUCUGACUACUAGUAGGGCUUACACUUAAUGUCAUGUGUUAUAUUGGAACUUCUCUUAGUUGCUACUGUUCUCAAAGGGGGAUUUUGCAUUUUGUAACACUCUGUCCGCAGAAAUGGCGUUCUCUUGAAAGACUGAAGGUAAUGAUGACUCAUUAAAUAGUUUCUAAUAUUAUUCCAAAUGUUUAAAAUUAUCACGGGUGAAUGUCAAAAUUAAGAAAUUGUGAAAUACGUUAGAUGGAUCAUAAUUAAAGCAGUUGAGAGUAUCCACAGAGCUAUGUGCAGGAAGAAAGGAUGGGAAUAAAUAUGCAGCUUCCUGCUCUAUGUAAUGUAUUUCUAGAAGCUGAACUUUCCUCACUGAUGGCUCAGAUUUGUGUGUAUACAGAAAGCCGUGAAAGAAAGCAUUGUCAAAUAGAAAUUUUGCAUUUGAAGUUAAUAUCCUGCACCAAUGGUGAGAAAGAGAAAAAAGGUAGGUAAUGCCAGUUUGUCAGGUUCUAAAUUUUGGCAAACUGGCGUAUACAGAAACUGUUUAUAGUAGUAGUAGCUGCAGUUUUACUUGGAUUAGCCUACAUUACUGGAGUUAAUACAGCAUUACCAUUACACCAUUACCAAGUUUAGUGUGCAGUGUGAUUAGUUUAGCUUGGUCUUUCCAUAGUGCUUUCAUCAAAUUAAAUUGUAUCUAAUAAAGAGCAUUUUUCUUACCAUGAA
Messenger RNA from Pyrgilauda ruficollis (rufous-necked snowfinch), 2247 nucleotides. RefSeq names its product WD repeat domain 41 (gene WDR41). Gene Ontology annotation, cellular component: lysosomal membrane. The record is from RefSeq and is a predicted model, not a curated record. Gene Ontology annotation, molecular function: protein binding. Gene Ontology annotation, biological process: regulation of autophagy. Bases 94 to 1473 code for a protein of 459 amino acids. The transcript is spliced from 13 exons. NCBI's taxonomy places the organism in Eukaryota, Metazoa, Chordata, Aves, Passeriformes, Passeridae.